UAGGAAGGAAGGUGGAGCGAGAGAUUGAUUAGAUACAGCCAACUCGGGGGUUUCGGGCUAACAAGCAAGUCGUCUUUGUUUUGGUCGGCGACAAUUGCAGCGUGACAGGAUCCAGAAUGUCUAGACUUGGAGGAGCAGCGAGCAGUCGCAACUUGAGUCUGACAGAAGAGCUCGAAAGGCUUGAACAGUCAAUCACCUUGACGCUACAGGAAAUCGACCACAACUUCAGCAAGGCGCAUCGCAUUGUAACAUCAAGCAUUCUACCCGUUGUCGACCAAUAUGCCCAGCACUCUCGCGAUGUUUGGGAAGGCUCCCGCUUCUGGAAGCAGUUCUUCGAGGCAUCGGCCAACGUCUCCCUGUCGGGCUACCAGGAGGGCGCAUUAGAGGAGGAUGUCUCCCAAAACGACACAACCGCCCAGGAGACUAGCUACGAUCAUGACGCGUCAGUAGAGGACCUCGCCGACCGAACCACGACUCCUACGGGCCAUGAUUACGCUCACGACCAAGAUGACGAGACGUCCAUCAUCGACUCUCCUUCAAACACAACCGGCGUCCACAGCACUCCUCAGAUCAAAACCAAGCCCAAACACUUCGCUUCCCCUUCGCCCGUCAAGCCGCAGUUGUCAGAUCAGAUCAGCACACCUAUGCGCGACUUGAACUUCCAGUCAUCAUCUCCAUUCGAGCCCCCUUCAGCCUACCAGCCUUCAACCGCCCAGCGCCAACAGAACCCCGACCCCUUGAUGCAUCGCAUCAUGGACCGCAACUUCCGCAUCCAGGCUACUCCACACACUGCUCGCAAGCAACAGCGUCCCGCUCCGAUCGAAACCCCUGCCACUGCUCAGCAGUCCCACACUCAGACCCGCACUCGCAACUUGUUUGCCGACAGCAGUCCCAUGAGCAGUCCCGAGAUGGCUGCUCCACAAUUGCGCUCCGACCUAUUCUCUCCUCAGAAGUCUCCCAGAAAGACCUACCAGCCGCCAACCACCCCCGGUAUCUCUGUUCAAACUCCUGGUCGCGACAUCAUGACUAGCACUGGCCGUGCUUUGUUUACAGACACCAAGGACAAAACCACCCGCACCCUCUGGGAAUCUGACAGUGAUGGCGACGACGACUUUAGUAUCAGUCCUCCUAAGACCAUGCAGUUCCACGUUCCUCAGUCCCGUCUCAUGCAGACACCAGCAAGAGAAGCAAGCAGGAUCAUCGUCGACGACUUGUUGGCUACUGCCGGCGCUGACCGUACCGAGUCCAUUGAGGGUGAUAGUGUCCCCGAUAUCAGCCCGGGUCUCGUCAGGAGAAAGUGGGACGAUGAUGAUACUUUCUAAGACACCUGUUCUGGAGAUACACUUUCAAUACUAGUAAAAUUAUCACUUGCUUGGAAGAUAUUGCUUGUUCGGCGCCGUGGUCGCGUAAGAU
Messenger RNA from Aureobasidium pullulans EXF-150, 1413 nucleotides. RefSeq lists its product as uncharacterized. NCBI's taxonomy places the organism in Eukaryota, Fungi, Ascomycota, Dothideomycetes, Dothideales, Saccotheciaceae. The record is from RefSeq and is a predicted model, not a curated record. Gene Ontology annotation, cellular component: mitotic spindle pole body; DASH complex; mitotic spindle. The transcript is spliced from 2 exons. Bases 117 to 1322 code for a protein of 401 amino acids. Gene Ontology annotation, biological process: attachment of spindle microtubules to kinetochore.